AUGGAGGACCCCACCUGGCACGGCCACGACGCCGAUGUACUCCACGGCCUGAUGACCGGCUGUGAGACCAUGACUUCCUUGCCCUCGGACCUGUUUGAUCCAUUCAAGAACUCCGGACUACCCUUUGGAGAAGCGCUGCUGGACGGCUAUGAUGGUCUCACUCCUCUGCACUCCGAUCUGACUGGCCAAUACAAACACUCCGACCUGAAUUUUGGAGACUCUCUGCUAGAUCUCCACCUCCAGCAGCCUGAGUUUUGGUCAUCAGCGGAAUCCUACGACCUAUACUCCUCGCAAUACGCCACCUCCUCCCAAGAUGCCUGGACCCCGCUACAAAUCACCGGUGUCCCAGCUAAUAACCCGUGUUCUUCGCUGGCGCAAAUGAAUGCGGAUUUCUACUUCUCCAACAACCACAACCACUACGGCACACCCUCGGAGUGCGAAAGCCAGUACAUGAGCAGUCUGCACUCGGAUUCGGGGUAUGGUACCGCGAGCUGUGCCACGCCGUCAGUCGUGCCGUCCUCGUACGGCAUGGACAUGACCUCCAGUCCUUCACAGAUCGAUACCCAGGACCAAACGACAUGUCCAUUCAACCAAUCCUCACCGUCACACAUGUAUAACGGCUCGGUGAAAUGCGACUAUCCCCGUUGUUCGUGGGUAGGCAAGUGUCUAUCAGACAAGAGGUACGGACGUUCGUCACCUUUUCUGAUCAACUACAAAAGUCUAACUAAAGCGAACAGAAAACACAAUGCCCGACACCAGAAGCGCUUCAAGUGCGACGAGCCCAACUGUUCCCGCAAAGAGGGCUUCGGCACGAUCAACGACCUGGCCCGCCACAAGAAAUGCGUGCACAACAAGGAGCCCGAGCGCGGGCCUAAGAUGGUGUAUAUGUGUCUUGGGAAGAGCUGCCCGCGUCCGGGUAAGAAGUGGCCGCGCUUGGAUAAUUUCCGGCAACAUCUGUCCCGGAUGCAUGGGGAUGAGGACGCCGAAGUACUAUUGAAGAGAUCUAUGGAUUGGUAUGAGGCUUCCACCGCAUGCUCAGAUGCCCAGCCCGUGUCUCACAAUGAUGUGGACCGGAGGAAACGCAAAUUUGUGGCCCUGAGGUAG
Penicillium riverlandense is the source of this 1104-nucleotide messenger RNA. Its product is annotated as putative C2H2 finger domain protein. The record is from RefSeq and is a predicted model, not a curated record. Lineage: Eukaryota; Fungi; Ascomycota; Eurotiomycetes; Eurotiales; Aspergillaceae. The transcript has 3 exons. Bases 1 to 1104 code for a protein of 367 amino acids.